Messenger RNA from Pezoporus occidentalis (night parrot), 1063 nucleotides. It is a transcript of the gene PSTPIP2, whose product is annotated as proline-serine-threonine phosphatase interacting protein 2. Gene Ontology annotation, cellular component: cytoplasm; plasma membrane; actin filament. Gene Ontology annotation, biological process: actin filament polymerization. Gene Ontology annotation, molecular function: actin filament binding. The transcript has 12 exons. Bases 66 to 989 code for a protein of 307 amino acids. Lineage: Eukaryota; Metazoa; Chordata; Aves; Psittaciformes; Psittacidae. The record is from RefSeq and is a predicted model, not a curated record.
GACGGGGCGGCACCGGGAGCUACAGAGCGGUGUUGGAGCAGUGUCGCUGUCAGAGAGGCAGCAGGAUGCAGGAGGCACCGUUCAGGGACCACUUUUGGAGUACGGAUCUGACAAGCACAGUUGGCUAUGACAGCAUAAUUCAGCAUCUGAAUGAUGGCAGGAAGAACUGCAAAGAGUUUGAGGACUUUCUGAAGGAAAGGGCAAUAAUAGAAGAAAAAUAUGGCAAAGAGCUCAUUAACUUGUCAAAGAAGAAGCCCUGUGGACAGACAGAGCUGAACACACUGAAGAGAUCCCUGGAUGUUUUCAAGCAACAGAUAGACAAUGUGGGACAAGGUCACAUCCAGCUGGCACAAACCCUUCGGGAAGAAGCAAAAAAAAUGGAGGAAUUCAGGGAAAAGCAAAAACUGCAUCAGAAGAAGAUAGAACUGAUAAUGGAGGCGAUUCACAAAACCAGGAAUCUGCAGUACAAGAAGACCAUGGAGGCCAAGCGCCUCUAUGAGCAGCGCUGCAGGGAUAAGGAUGAGGCGGAACAGGCUGUGCACCGGAACGCAAACAUGGUUACACAGAAGCAGCAGGAGAAGCUGUUUCUCAAACUGGCUCAGACAAAAUCAUCUCUGGAGGACGCUGACAGGAGUUACCAGCAGAGUGUUACCACCCUGGAGAAGAUCCGGGAAGAAUGGCAGAAAGAGCACAUCAAAGCUUGCGAGUUCUUUGAGACUCAGGAGUGUGAGCGGCUCAACUAUUUCCGCAAUGCCCUCUGGCUUCAUGUCAACCAGCUCUCCCAGGACUGCGUCCAGAAUGAUGAAAAAUAUGAGGAAAUCCGCAAGAGUUUAGAACUGUGCAGCAUUGAAAAGGACAUUGAUUUUUUUGUAAAUUUACGCAAAACUGGAAGUUUGGCACCAGCUCCUGUUGUUUAUGAAAACUACUACAAUACACAGAGAAAUCCAGCUCCUGUGAGAAGUCCAGUUCCCAUGCCUAUAUCAAGGUAAGAGACACAACAUGUACAACUGUGUUGUGGUUUAAGCCCAGCCGGUAACUCAGAACCACGCAGCUGCUUUCUCAC